AUGAGUUCUUCUGUCCCACCAAAAGGUAGCGAUGUUGCAAAUGAAAAAUUACGUGAAAUGGGUGCUGGUACAGCUAUAGGACAUCAAGGUGGUUCAGCAAAUAGUGAUACAAGAUCAGUAGAAUCCAAUGAUCGCGUUAACUCUUCGUUGGCUGGUGGUAUGACUAUUGGACCUCCAAUCAAUGUUAAUAAUGGUUAUGAAAUACUUUCAGAUAGUAUAUUAUGUUUAUAUCUAAAUGAUGAUAGUCUACCAAUACAAUCAAUUAAUAAUUCACAUAAUCAAUUAUUAUAUGAUCUUAUUUAUGAUAUUCUUGUACGUCAUAUACAAACAAUAACAUUUAGAGAACGUGAUGCAGGAUUUUCUUUACAUUCAAAUAUGAAUGAUCAAGGUUUUAAUAUUAAUAUUGGUAUUGAUUUUAAAACAGGUUUUAUUUUUGGUGGAAAUCGUUGGAAUUGUGGAACUUGGGUGAAUAAAAUGGGUUCAAGUGAUAAAGCUAUUAAUAAAGGUCAUCCAGCAACACCUUGUGAUGGUUCCUCUAUUGAAUUGAUUGCUUUAUCUCGUUCAAUUCUAUCAUGGCUUAUUCAAAUGAAUAAACAAGGAUAUUUUCGUUAUGAUUCUAUUCAAAUAUCUUCAGAAUCCUCUGAAAAAACAAAAUUAUGUUUAACUGAUUGGUUAAAUAUAAUUGCUGAAAAUUUUGAAAAAGAAUUUUGGAUUGAUGAAUCAAAUAUAUCGGAAUAUGUUAAUAGAAAACAAAUAUAUAACGAUACAGUUAAUUCAACAAGUAAAUGGACAGAUUUUCAAUUAAGACCUAACUUUGCAAUUGCAUCAGUUAUUGCUCCAGAAAUCGAUUAUAAUUAUGUUGGUGAUUAUGUAUGUGAUGAUGAUUUAUAUGAUUGUGAACAUGCUUAUGGUUUUAAUUAUCAUAAUGGACCUGAAUGGUUAUGGUUAAUCGGUUAUUAUAUUCGUGCUAAACUUUAUUGGUUAAAACAGCAAAAUGAUUCAUUUAUUGUUGAACAAACAAUAAAACAUGUACGAGAAAUUUUAUCAUUAGAAAUGGAUCUAUUAUAUUCAAAUGAUUGGAAACGUUUACCUGAAUUAACAAAUAAAAAUGGUCAAACAUGUUCUUAUUCAUGUUCAAUUUAUUUUUGUUCUUGUGCAACUAUUUUAGAAGCUUUAUAUGAUCUUCUAACUAUUUAG
Molecule: messenger RNA, 1197 nt
Organism: Rotaria sp. Silwood1
Lineage: Eukaryota; Metazoa; Rotifera; Eurotatoria; Philodinida; Philodinidae
Source: the annotation of a GenBank genome assembly